Molecule: messenger RNA, 2357 nt
Organism: Pelagomonas calceolata
Lineage: Eukaryota; Pelagophyceae; Pelagomonadales; Pelagomonadaceae
Source: the annotation of a GenBank genome assembly
CGGCGGACAAAUUUGGGUUAAACUAACACCGCUAGGCUUGGACAAAUCAGCGCGCAUGCUAAUUUGGACCACUCCUGCCACCCGAAGACCAUAAGAGAUCGAUUCGCAGCGAUGCUGCACGCCCGAGCAAAUGCAGCCCUGCUGCUGCUCUGGGCCGCGAGCGCCGCCGCCGAGGACAAGGCCAUGCGAACGCUCUCGAUAGGCACGACGGGCGUCGCCGUCAAAAUAAGACAAGGCCCGGCCUUCGACCAAUUAUUUACGUGGUCGAAGCAUUUAGGAGAUCGCGGCGCGACGCACGGCGAGGCCUCGGAAAGAGAACAGCGGGUGCAUUCGCUAGUGGCGAGCGGCGCCUGGCCGGCCUACGCCUGGGACGAGUACCAACGAUUGGCAGCAGGCAGCGGCCAGGUCGACUCGGGUUCUCUAUUACGGGACUACGGCGUCGCGUUCUCCGUGGCCGAGCACGCAUCGUCGGAGCCGCUCUUCCGGGCGGCCGCAUCAAACGACGCGGCCGAGGUGCGACGGCUGUUGAAAGGCGAUUAUGAGAGCGACGCGGCGCUGCCCGACGGCACGACCGCUCUUCACGCGGCGGCGCUGAGCGAUUCCAUAAAGGUAGCAAAGCUCCUUCUGGAUAGCGCGGACGACGCGCGUUCACUAAUAGAGGCGCGCGGCGCGCACGGGCUGACCGCGCUGCACACCGCGGCCGCCGCCAACGCUCUUAAAGUCGUCGCAGAACUGGUGAGGAGGGGCGCCGUCGUCGAUGCUAGACAUGCCUUCGCCAACUCGACAGCGUUACAUUUCGCUGCCGAGGACGGCCAUCAUGAGAUUAUCAAAGCGCUAUGUGACGCGGGCGCCGACGCCGACGCCUCUACAACAUUAGGUGGAAGGCCGCUGCACGCGGCAGCCCAGAAGGGCCACGGGAAAGCCAUUGAUGCUUUAUUGGAAUGCGGCGCGUCGACAGAAGCCCUCCUGAACAACGACACGACACCUCUUUAUUUAGCAGCUCUGGAGGGCCACGCGGCCGCCGCGCGCGCCUUAGUGCAAGGAGGCGCAUCUCUCACCCCCACGAUCCAGCGGAGAGCGGGGUCCGCGUCGCGCGCCGUCGCCGCCGCACAUGACAGGAACGACUGGCGGCCGAACGCCGAGCCCGGCAACGGGGCCACGCCGUUGCACGCGGCGGCGGAGCACGGCCACGUGGAUGUUGUUUCUAUUCUCCUGGAGGCGGGCGCUCCCAUUGAUGACCGGUCCAUGAGCGGUGUCUCUCCUUUACAUUUGGCGAGUGGCUACGAGCGCCUCGACGUCCUCUCAUUGUUAUUGGAGAAGGGUGCGACCGUCGACAUCGGCGAUAUGCGGGGCGCGACGCCGCUGCAACACGGCGUCGCGUCUCUGCGAAUAGUGGAGGCUUUACUUGAGCGGGGCGCGGACCCGAACGCUCGACGAAGAGACGGCGCGACGGCCGUGCACGCGGCAGCGUCGCUCGGCAACGUUGAGGUAUUGCGCUUUCUUGUGCAGAAAGGUGGGCUGGCUGCGAGUGCCACCGAGGACGGCGUGACGCCGCUGCUGGUCGCGGCGACCGACGAAACGUUGAUAGACGCCCUGGCGGACGCCUCCGACCUCAAAGCAGCCCUGGGGAUACCGGGCCCCGCCACGGACUCGAUCAUUACGCACUCGCGCGAGGCGAAGACGGGCGACCCCCCUCUAAGUCACGCGGUGCGCAAGGGGGCACGUGCAUCGGCCAAGCGUCUGUUAAAGCUGGGCGCGGACCCCAACCUCAAGUCCGAGGACUCGGGCUGCGCUCCGUUACAUUUUGCUGCUAAUAACGACGACGGCCACCUCGUCGAGGCUCUGGUGAAAAAUGGGGCUCUGGUAGAUACAACAUCGGUGGAGUUGGGCGGCUCCACUCCGUUGUACAUCGCCGCGACGCGCGGCGCGACAAGCGCGGCCGUGGCUCUGUUGGACGCGGGCGCCGACCCGGACCUCGCCGUCGACAACGGCGAGACUCCGUUACUAGCCGCGAUCGAGGGCGACUUUAUCCAAGUGGUCCGCGCGUUACUGUCGGAGGAGGCCGAGGCGCCCGUGCGGACCGCAGACCCGAACAAAGGUACACAAUCGUCGUCGGUCCGCCAGGCGCCGUUGCUGUUGGCCGUGGCGCGGGGCCGCGUCGACGCCGCGGCGGCGCUGCUCGAGGCCGGGGCGAACUGCGCCAUGCUCGUGGCGUCGCGGCCAGGGGAGCCGCCCGAGAAUUUGAUCGACGUCGCGCGGCAGCGGCGGGACCACGCGAUGCUCCAGCUGCUCGUGAAAAACGAGGAGGCGUGCGACGUCGGCCUCGAGGACAUGGAAUCAGACUAAUUUUGUGGUUG